Molecule: messenger RNA, 613 nt
Organism: Raphanus sativus (radish)
Lineage: Eukaryota; Viridiplantae; Streptophyta; Magnoliopsida; Brassicales; Brassicaceae
Exons: 2
Coding region: 47-415 (122 amino acids)
Biological process (GO): defense response
Source: RefSeq, a predicted model, not a curated record
UAAACCCACAAAACUUACACUUAAUUACAAAAAAAAAAAAGAGCGAAUGGAACUUCAUGGAGUUUCUUCUGGUGACCUUGAUGUUAAGUCUCCCGCUGAAAAGUUCUUUAGAUCUGUCACCGACGACAUAAACGGCCCCUUUGACAACAUAGAGGAUAAGAUGGAGACGAUGAAUUUGGAGGAUAGAACAUUGACGAUGAGAAUGAGUGGCUGUCUUAUCUCGGAAAGUUACAAGGCGGUCAAAGCAAGCAUCACGGUCAGUCCUAAGGAAGAUGGGGAAGGUAGCUGCGUGGCGUGGAAGGUUGAGUUCGAGAAGAUUCGUCAUGACAUCGAAGAUCCACACUUGAUUAUCGACACUCUUAUCGACGUUCUUGUCAAUUACCUAAAGGAGACCGAUGGGAAUCUUCUUCUAUAAGCGUUUCUAAAUCACAAGGUUCGACUUUAUGGAAUGAUGAAUAAUCUAAUUAACAAACUUAAAAAUUGAAUUUAAAUGGAACAUAUAUGUGUGUGUGUCUACGAUCAUUGCAGUAUCUUUUAUUACGUUUGGUACUUUAAAUUAAGGUGUAUGAGCUCGUAUGACUUUCCAGUUUAAUAAACUUCGAGUUUCAUAUUA